Kogia breviceps (pygmy sperm whale) is the source of this 2169-nucleotide messenger RNA. The record is from RefSeq and is a predicted model, not a curated record. NCBI's taxonomy places the organism in Eukaryota, Metazoa, Chordata, Mammalia, Artiodactyla, Physeteridae.
ACCGCCGAUGGGCGGCAAUUUUUUAAAGGGAAACUGUGUGGUUGUUGAUUUGCCAAGGCUGCCGGUUCCUCUGCGGGUCCAACCUCUCGUGAAUCUGAAGCCCCUCCCAGCGCAGGUGGAGCCUUUCCAAGUCUGAGAUGUCCUUGGAGAUCCUUGAUUGACUGUAUUUAAGAGUGAAGUACUAUAAUGUGUGUUGGAGGGUGUUUGCACACAGGUGUGGCUGUUGACUGGUGGAUUCACCGUAGGAUUAUCAGCUGUAUCCAGCAUGCUCCAAGGCCACAGCCCUGUGUCCCAGGCCUUGCUGGGGACCUUCUUCACCUGGGGGAUGACGGCCGCCGGGGCAGCUCUUGUGUUCGUGUUCUCUAGCGGACAGAGGCGGAUCUUAGAUGGAAGCCUUGGCUUUGCUGCAGGGGUCAUGCUGGCCGCUUCCUAUUGGUCGCUCCUGGCCCCAGCGGUGGAGAUGGCUACGUCCUCUGGUGGCUUUGGUGCCUUGGCCUUUUUCCCUGUGGCCGUCGGCUUCACCUUCGGAGCUGCGUUUGUCUUCCUGGCUGACCUCCUCAUGCCUCAGAGGGGUGCAGCAGAAGACCCCCAGAUGGCCCUGGCGCUGAACCUCGACCCUGCGUUGACGAAGAAGUCUGAUGCUGAGGGUCCCAGGCUCCUCUUCCCCGAGAGUGAACUUUCCAUCCGGAUAGACAAGAGUGAGAACGGCGAGGCAUAUCAGAGGAAGAAGGCAGUGACCACCGACCUUCCAGAGGGCCCAGCUGCCCCCGUGCCGUCUCAGGGGAACCCGGUGCUGCCCGGCGGCAGCAGCUGGAGGAGGAUUACGCUACUCAUCUUGGCCAUCACCAUACACAACAUCCCAGAGGGUCUUGCUGUUGGCGUUGGAUUUGGGGCUGUAGAAAAGACGGCAUCUGCAACCUUUGAGAGCGCCAGGAAUUUAGCCAUUGGAAUUGGGAUCCAGAAUUUCCCGGAGGGCCUCGCCGUCAGCCUCCCGCUGCGAGGGGCUGGAUUCUCCACCUGGAGAGCCUUCUGGUACGGGCAGCUCAGCGGCGUGGUGGAGCCUCUGGCCGGGCUCUUUGGGGCCUUCGCCGUGGUGCUGGCGGAGCCCAUCCUGCCCUAUGCUCUGGCUUUUGCUGCCGGCGCCAUGGUCUAUGUGAUCGUGGAUGACAUCAUCCCCGAAGCCCACAUCAGUGGUAACGGGAAACUGGCAUCCUGGGCCUCCAUCCUGGGUUUUGUGGUGAUGAUGUCGCUGGAUGUUGGUCUGGGCUAGUUGCUGAAGUGCCUCGGACCCCGGGAAAGGCAGCACGAGGAAACGGCCGCGAUUGGCUUCUUCAGGACCACAGCCUAUUUCUUCACAUCAAAACGUUUUUCCUUUCUCUCCUUUUUGUCUCAUUACCCUGAUUGACUCUGAUCAUGACAAUUUUUAGUUUUCUUUUAAGGGAGAUCGUGGUUUUAUUUGGAAUUUCAGGUAGUCACGGAACUACAGAUUUUUGCUUGGCCACUACAUGGACUCUUUCUUCGGUGGGAAAACCAAGGACCUACAGAUCAGGGAAGUCUCUGCUUUUGUACCUUUGGUCUCCCCUCACUGGACUCCAUGGCUCCUCCUCAAGGUUACCUACAGAAGCAAGCUACCAAGAGAGACGUCUCCCAAGCAUCUUUGCCCAGUGACUCAGAGCAGAAUGGCCAGGACAGCUCUUGUCUGUCCUUCCCGAUCUUUUACGGUCGAUCUUCUGUCCGUCAAGACUGGAACAGGAGCAGCGUGGACAAAGCAACCUACUUCCCAAGGCCCAAGGAGGAACCUGCCUUCCUCUGCCUCCCCCAAGGGGGAGGCUGCCUGGGGCGAGACACAGACAAAGGGAAGAAAAGCAGCUAGUCUUUCUCUCUCUCUCUUUUUUUAAGGCAAAGAUUGACACUAUUGCAGUUAAGGGAAUUAGGACAACUGUGAACACACAGUGAGCCCUGUGAAGAGAGGACAGGGUGGAGCUCUGCUCAGAGACCUCUGCUCUCUCUGGAUUCCAAGAGCAAACCGGUUUGCCAUGGUUUCCAAGUCCCCCAGACACGUGUUUUGAUAAGCUUAUAGACUUCAUUUUUCUAAGAGACUUGGGGACACCAGCAAACUGCUAGAACCCAACCCCUUCAUUUGCUUACAGAGGGAGCCACUUCAGCUCA